Ochotona curzoniae (black-lipped pika) is the source of this 2852-nucleotide messenger RNA. RefSeq names its product basic helix-loop-helix family member e40 (gene BHLHE40). The record is from RefSeq and is a predicted model, not a curated record. Gene Ontology annotation, cellular component: nucleus. Gene Ontology annotation, biological process: regulation of transcription by RNA polymerase II; circadian regulation of gene expression; regulation of neurogenesis. The coding region runs from base 312 to 1556 and encodes 414 amino acids. Gene Ontology annotation, molecular function: RNA polymerase II cis-regulatory region sequence-specific DNA binding; protein dimerization activity; DNA-binding transcription factor activity, RNA polymerase II-specific. The transcript has 5 exons. NCBI's taxonomy places the organism in Eukaryota, Metazoa, Chordata, Mammalia, Lagomorpha, Ochotonidae.
GGGUGGAACACGUAGCUCCAACCCACCCACUCGCUCCCAUUUAACCCAGCCCGCAGCCGCUCCACUACUCCGCGCCUCGCCCCCCCACCCCGCCCCGCUCCUCAUUCACUCGGCGCGGACGGCACGGGGAGCACACGCUGCGGGGCUGCGCCGCGAGCCGGAGACCCGGGCCAUGCACGCCCCCAACUGAAAGCGGCGCGGCCGAGACCCUGCGCAGAGCCCCCUCGAGCCCAGCUCCGGGACGCUCCCGGCCGGACGCCCCGCUAGGCGCAGACAGCCCGCAGCGCGCAGUGGCCCCGGCUCGCCGCGCCAUGGAGAGGAUCCCCAGCGCGCAGCCGCCUCCUGCCUGCCUACCCAAAGCGCCCGGGCUGGAGCCCGGAGACCUCCCCGGGAUGGAUUUCGCCCACAUGUACCAGGUGUACAGGUCGAAGCGGGGACUGAAGCGGGGAGAGGACAGCAAGGAGACCUACAAACUGCCUCACCGGCUCAUUGAGAAGAAGAGACGUGACCGGAUUAAUGAGUGCAUCGCGCAGCUCAAGGACCUGCUGCCCGAACACCUCAAACUUACAACUCUGGGCCACUUGGAGAAGGCGGUGGUGCUGGAGCUGACCCUGAAGCACGUGAAAGCCCUGACCAGCCUGAUUGAGCAGCAGCAGCAGAAGAUCCUGGCCCUGCAGAGCGGCUUCCAGGCUGGUGAGCUGUCGGGGCGGAGUGUCGAAGCAGGCCAGGAGAUGUUCUGUUCGGGCUUCCAGACCUGCGCCCGGGAAGUGCUGCAGUACCUGGCCAACCACGAGCACGCCCGGGACCUGAGGUCCUCCCAGCUGGUCGCCCACCUGCAUCGCGUGGUCUCUGAGCUGCUGCAGCCUGGGCCUCCCAGGAAGCCAGCCGAGCCAGCAACCAAGGCCAUGGACUUCAAGGAGAAGCCGGCAUCCCUGGCUCCUGGCUCCGAAGGCCCUGGAAAGAACUGUGUCCCCGUCAUCCAGCGGACAUUCGCGUCCUCGAGCGGCGAGCAGAGCGGCAGUGACACAGACACAGACAGCGGCUACGGAGGCGAGUCGGAGAAGAUGGACGGGCGAGGCGUGCAUCCCCACGCAGGCGGCGGCCGCCACGGACGUGGGUUUGCUGCAGGGGAGAGGGUCAGCGCCAUCAAACAGGAGUGUGAGGAGCCACCCACCAAAAAGAGCCGCCUGCAGUUCUCGGACGAUGAGGGCCCCUUUGGCAGCAGUGGGGACCUCCUGGGCUCGCCCUUCCUGGGCCCGCACCCGCACCAGCCCCCCUUCUGCCUGCCCCUGUACCUGAUCCCCCCGUCGGCCACCGCCUACCUGCCCAUGCUGGAGAAGUGCUGGUACCCCACCUCGGUGCCCGUGCUGUACCCUGGGCUCAACGCCUCAGCCGCUGCCCUCUCCAGCUUCGUGAACCCCGACAAGCUGCCGGCACCCCUGCUGCUCCCUCAGAGACUCCCCUCGCCCCUGCCAGCCCACCCCGCGGUCGACUCUUCGGCCCUGCUGCAAGCCCUGAAGCAGAUCCCACCCUUAAACUUGGAAACCAAAGACUGAGUUCCCCAGUCCCGGCGGGGGGACGUGGGACCUGCCGCUUCGCUGUCCUUCCGCCUUCCUUUCAAAAACUCACAGUCCAGUCUUGGGGAGUGUCGCCAGGCACCUCCGGGGCAUAGAGGGGAGCCAGGGUGAGUGUGCACACGUGUGUGCUUGUGUGUGAGUGCAGGACAGGAAAGCACCCUGUGGUACAGGGCAGAUGGGAUGGGCUCUCGCCCCCAGGGGAGGGGGGGCGUGAAGCAGCACCCUCUUGCACACAGGAGCUCCCACCGCUGGUGCUGGGCGCCACACCCUGGCCUGGGAGCCCAGUCGCUGGCCUAGAGGACAAGGUACUUGGCACAGGGCUUUCCAGAGCGUGGCUUCCACCCGAACCCACACCCAGGACCCCGCCCUUCCCCCCCCUCCCCCCCCCCCGCGGCUGACGUGACUCAGCAGGCGGCUGUACACCUCAGACCCGACUCCUGCUGCCGCAGGGAGGGGGUCGCCAACGUUGGCACUGCACGGGGUGACGUCGCAGACACUGGCACCACUUGGUGGUGGUCUGGGGUGGUUGCCUGCCCCACCUCAGAUGAACACACAGAAUGUAGCUACCUACUCAGGCUGGCCUGCCAGGGUUCUCAGGGCUGCCCCUGCGUACCAGCUGAGCUUCAGGGGCAUGGGUGGGGAGCCCUGGACCCGGGCACCGCUGCUGGCUCUCGCUGCCCAGGGAACUGACACAGGGCCCAAGAGGUGGCCCUGGCGCACACGGCCCGAUGACAGUGCUACCUUGAAGCAGAGCUGGGUCCAGGUUCCCAGUCUGUCCUAAACCCCUCAUAACCAAGCUUAGCUUAGCCAAGCCCUGGCAUGGCACCACCUUUUGGGCUGGUGGCACAGGGAGGGUCCUCCCGCCGAAGAGGACCCUGUCCCCCUUGGAGAUGUGGCUAGAGCCAGGGCACCUGUUGUGACUGGGCCAGCCAGCACCCCACCAGCUGCUCAGAAUGCACUGUAUGCUUGGUCUGAUCGCUCGUGUUCAAACUUGUUUUUAUUUUGGUAUACAGUUGUUGCCUUUAUUUGUAAAGCUGUUAUAUAUUCUAUAAACAUUUAAGAGGAAAGUCUCCGAUGUUUAUAAUUACUUGAUCUACAAGGAAAGAAAAGUGAAUGUUGCUGUUUUUCGAAGACAAUAGUGGUUUUUUCCUCUCGGAAGAGGUACAGUGUUUGUUUUGAAGCCUCCGAAAGGUGUGAAGAUGUAAAUAUUUUUAUCUACGCGUAAAUGUUAAGAAGUCCUUUAAAAACACUUAAUAAAACAAUCCUUUUCCUGUG